ACAGCCAGUGUACCUUUACAUAUUUAUUUACUUCUAAAAAAUAUAAACACUAUGUUGAAGUUGGAAUAACCGAUAAGAUACAAAUUGAAUUGUGAAACGUGUAAAAAUUAAAUAUUUGUGUUGAAGACAUGAAACUUUUAAGUGAGAUGGAGGAUUUUAAAUUAGUGAAGAGUCCCAUAACAGUUGAAACAGAAGAUAUCGCCAUAGAACAGCUUCGAGAAACUCCAGAAAAUGUAAAAAAGGGGUUGGAGGAGCUUAGAGCCUUGUUAAAAAAUGACAACACUAUUUAUUUUAAAGAUGACGAUGAUACUCUAAAAGCAUUCUUAAGACCAACUAAAUGGUAUGCUAAAAGUGCACAUGGUCUAAUGAAACGGGCGGCGGAAUUUAAAGAAAAAUACUGCGAUUUAUUGGAUGCACUUUUACCUAAUGAUGAAAAAAGAGCGUUUACUGAAGAACGAGUAAUAAAUGUAUUGAAAGGAAGAGAUCAGAAAGGACGAAGAGUUUUAAUUGUAAACUGUGGAGAAAUGUGGGAUCCCUUAAGAAUAUCAUCAGAUCAAAUAUUUCGACUAUUUUAUUUGAUUCACCAAGCUGCAUUGUUGGAAGAAGAAACACAAGUGAGAGGAGUAGUCAUCAUUAUGGAUUUCGAGGGUAUGGGAAUGAAACAUGUUAAAGCUCUAUCUCCCAGUUUUAGUUUUAAAAUAUUGGGAUUCAUUCAAGAUGCAAUGCCUUUACGUCUCAAAGAAAUCCACAUGGUUAAACAACCUUUAGUUUUUAAAAUGGUGUGGACAAUAUUUAAACCCGUUAUUAGAGAAAAGUUACGUAACAGAAUAUUUUUUCAUGGAAGUAAAAUGUGUUCUCUUCAUGAAUAUAUAGCUCCUACGCAUCUGCCGAAGGAAUAUGGAGGAGAAUUACCGAAUAUUGAUUAUAAUGGACAGCAAUGGUGGCCAAACAUUGAAGAAAAUUAUGGGCAUUUUGAAACAUGGUCAAAAUUUGGUCUUGUAAAAAAAUAAGCAUUCUAAAGGUUGAAUUAGUAAAAUGUUAUUAUUAUAGGUCUCUAUAUUGUAAUGAAUAUAAUUUAAAUUGUA
Molecule: messenger RNA, 1085 nt
Organism: Aethina tumida (small hive beetle)
Lineage: Eukaryota; Metazoa; Arthropoda; Insecta; Coleoptera; Nitidulidae
Product: retinaldehyde-binding protein 1-like
Exons: 5
Coding region: 129-1010 (293 amino acids)
Cellular component (GO): membrane
Molecular function (GO): phosphatidylinositol bisphosphate binding
Source: RefSeq, a predicted model, not a curated record